Messenger RNA from Juglans microcarpa x Juglans regia, 1420 nucleotides. RefSeq names its product 12-oxophytodienoate reductase 2-like. The record is from RefSeq and is a predicted model, not a curated record. Lineage: Eukaryota; Viridiplantae; Streptophyta; Magnoliopsida; Fagales; Juglandaceae. The coding region runs from base 126 to 1238 and encodes 370 amino acids. Gene Ontology annotation, molecular function: FMN binding; oxidoreductase activity. The transcript is spliced from 8 exons.
UUUUUUUAAAUAUUUAAAGAAAUGAAUAGAAUUUUUCUUUCUAUAAAUACCCAGUUCGAUCUCGCAUUUUAUUCAUCCCGGCCACUUCUUGUUGAAAUCAAGUUUUACGAGUAUAAUCAUCGCAAAUGGCUGCUAAAACUCCCACAGUUCCUCUUCUCACUCCUUACAAAUUGGGGAAGUUCGAUCUAUCCCAUAGAGUGGUUUUGGCGCCAUUGACCAGACAGAGAUCUUAUGGCAAUGUUCCUCAGCCACAUGCUAUACUGUACUAUUCUCAAAGAACCUCCAAAGGCGGUCUUCUGAUAGCUGAAGCCACUGGAGUUUCAGACACUGCUCAGGGGUAUCCAGACACACCUGGCAUAUGGACAAGAGAGCAAAUUGAAGCAUGGAAACCCAUUGUAGAUGCUGUUCAUGCAAAAGGUGGAAUCUUCUUUUGUCAAAUUUGGCAUGUUGGGAGGGUUUCAAAUCAAGGUUUUCAACCAAAUGGACAAGCUCCAAUUUCUUCAACUGACAAACCUUUUACCCCACAAAUUCGAGCUUAUGGUAUUGAUGUUGCACAGUUCACUCCUCCAAGGCGGCUUAGGACAGAUGAAAUCCCUGGAAUUGUCAAUGAUUUUAGGCUUGCGGCAAGGAAUGCUAUUGCAGCUGGUUUUGAUGGAGUUGAGAUCCAUGGAGCUCAUGGUUACCUGAUUGAUCAGUUUAUGAAAGAUCAUGUGAAUGAUCGAACGGACCAAUAUGGUGGAUCCCUAGAAAAUCGUUGCCGAUUUGCACUUGAAAUAGUAGAUGCUGUUGCUAAUGAGAUAGGAGCAGAAAGGGUUGGAAUAAGGCUAUCUCCUUUUGCAGACUUUAUGGAAUCUGGAGACUCAAAUCCAAAAGCGUUGGGCCUUUACAUGGCUGAAUCUUUACACAAGUAUGGGAUUCUCUAUUGUCACGUGGUUGAGCCAAGAAUGAAUGGAGUUUUGGAAAAUCCUAACACUUCCGACAGUCUUCUACCCAUGAGAAAGGCUUUUAAGGGUAGUUUUAUUGUUGCUGGGGGUUAUGAUAGGGAAGAAGGAAAUAAUGCCAUCAUAGAAAACCGCACAGAUCUUGUUGCUUACGGUCGUCCAUUUUUAGCCAAUCCAGAUUUGCCUAGAAGGUUUGAGCUCGAUGUUCCUCUCAAUAAGUACAACAGAGAAACAUUCUACACCUCCAAUCCUGUUGUUGGUUACACUGACUAUCCAUUUCUUGAAGAUUCUGCUUAGAUCUCCACAAGAACCAAAGCUGUGGCCGGAAAUUUAAAUUAUCUAAUAUAAUUCUUCUUCGAAAUACAAUGUUUUUUUUUUCUUUUUGGCUAAAAAUUGUUUUGUUUUGUGCUGUACAAGUGCAAUGAAAAAUAUGCUUAUAAAUCUUGAGGAAAUAAUCCAAGGUGCAAGGGUUAAACACC